This is a messenger RNA of Cyprinodon variegatus (sheepshead minnow), 1023 nucleotides long. RefSeq names its product melanoma-derived growth regulatory protein-like (gene mia). The transcript has 4 exons. The record is from RefSeq and is a predicted model, not a curated record. The coding region runs from base 315 to 701 and encodes 128 amino acids. Lineage: Eukaryota; Metazoa; Chordata; Actinopteri; Cyprinodontiformes; Cyprinodontidae. Gene Ontology annotation, biological process: extracellular matrix organization. Gene Ontology annotation, molecular function: protein binding.
ACUUCAUGCCUUAAAGUUCAGCAGUCUAUAGUUCAGCUACAGAUGGAUGAAAACUGAUGAGCACACAAAUAUGGGUCUGUCAGCUGCAGCCCAAUCCCCCUCCUCUUCCUCUUAUCCUGUUUACCUGCUUAGGGCAAUUCAAAGAGGCUCUCUGUUCAUUUAUGAGGAAGGGGGUAGGGAGAGUUCAGAAGAGAGGACAACUAACACCCCUCCUCCUUUCAGGAAUCGGUAAACAGAAAAAAAGGAAAUAAAAAGCUAAGCAGGACCCUCACCAAUCAUAAAACCAACUUUAGUAGGUGUUUCUACUUGCUGAAAUGGCCUUCAAGCUCCUCUCUGCUCUGCCUGUGAUACUAUUCCUGGCAGCUUGUGAAGCUGGAAAACAGAUGCCCAAACUAUCAAACAAGAAACUCUGCGCUGACUCUGAAUGCAGUCACCCAAUCCUGAUAGCCCGUGCGAUACAGGACUACUACCCUGGAGACUGCAGGUUCAUCCCCAUCCAAAAAGGGCAGCUCGUCUAUGUUUAUGCAAUGCUGAAGGACAGAGGGAAUCUCUUCUGGGCUGGCAGUGUACAAAACACGUAUUAUGGAGAACAGGAGGCUCGCAUUGGUCACUUCCCCAGCAGCGUGGUGGAGGAAACAUAUGCCAUCAUGCCAGCUACCACUGAGGUUAAAACUACUAACUGGGACUUCUACUGCAACUGAUGCUGACUCAACACACACUUUCAAAAAUCCACGCCCACAGUCACAAAUGAGGGACUGCUUUUUGUAACGUCAAAUCCAUGUAAACUCCAUUCUGCAUCUAAAAAAAACAUGAAUCAAAUAAUAACUUGUAGGGUUGGAAUAAAAGCUAGUAUUAUGGUAGUUUUUUAGGUAGAUGUAUAAAGUAUAUAGACUACUGAUCCCUGAAUUCCAGUUAUUUUCUUCCUCACAGCUCUUCUCUCAUUGAUUACCUUUCUUGAGCAAUACUUUUCUAUCAAAAUUAAAUAGAUAAAUGUGAAUUGCAAUCAUCUUGUCAUUCUGCAUC